This is a messenger RNA of Salvia hispanica, 1547 nucleotides long. The record is from RefSeq and is a predicted model, not a curated record. Lineage: Eukaryota; Viridiplantae; Streptophyta; Magnoliopsida; Lamiales; Lamiaceae.
AACUGAAAUUGAAGGAGAAUUGGCAAUGAAACGCUUCAUAUUGGUGCAUGUCAACCUCUGCUGUGGUUGAGAGCUCUGCGGAGGAUCCUUGCCCACUUGGUUGGAUUCGCAACUGACAAGUCUUUGGUUGCAGCACCUCCUCUUCUGGCCACGAAAUUCCUAUAGAAUUUCGUCGCAGCUCAAUCCUCUGCCCUUGACAUGUCUCAAAAUUAAGCAGCAGUUCAUCUCACCAUCCCUUUUAUUGGAUGCUUUCCCUUUUCAUGUCGUGGAGAAUGAGGCCCACGAGAAAGAAGUUAUCAAAAGUAGGAGGAGAUAUUCUUAUAAGACAUCCCAAAAUGGAAAAUGUCCUUAUUUUUGUAGAACGGAGGGAGUAUAUGUUUAUAAAGUAAUGCAAUUAUGCAAUAAUCACAAUUCUCUGUUGUCUAAUCCAUAUCAAUUGUGUUAGAAAUGGGUCACUCACCUCCUUAAAUUGUCUUGUAAGUGGAAGGCUAUCCACUCAUUUAUAAAGGAGUCCGAGAUCACCAUUUUGUCGAUGUGAGACAAGAAGAGCUUGCUCGACAAAAGGUCCAUUGUAAAUUGCAAUCUGUCAGCAGAUAUGCAGCAGAAAGUAACGAUACCAAACAAGCAUGGCAAUAAUCUUGUUGGUAUAUUGCAUGACACGGGUUCACCACAGCUUGUAGUUCUGUGCCAUGGUUUCCGGUCCACAAAGGAGUACAGAAUCAUGGUUAAUCUUGCUGGAGCUUUAGAAAAAGAAGGAAUCAGUGCUUUUCGCUUUGAUUUCUGUGGAAAUGGUGAAAGUGAAGGUACAUUUCAGAUUUGUAACUACUCUGAUGAUGUUGAUGACUUGAGAUCUGUGGUUGACUACUUUGUUGGGUUAAAACGCUCAACGAUUGCAGUUCUUGGUCAUAGUAAAGAUAUCUGGGAAAGGCUCAAGAAGGAUGGAUACAUAGAUGUCAAAACCAAGACAGGAGAAGUCGAAUACCGAGUCACUGAAGAAAGCAUGAUGGAGCGGCGGAAUACAGACAUGCACCAAGCCUGCCUUUUAAUUGAUGCUAACUGCAGGUCAUUGACAGUGUAUGGAUCAGCUGAUGAUCUUGUCCCUAUAGAAGAUGCAACAGAGUUUGCCAAAAUCUUACCAAACCACCAAUUGAAAAUCAUACAAGGAGCUAAUCAUGGAUACACUUUACAUCAACAUGAAUUAGUCUCAGCUGUCUUGCCUUUCCUAAAGGAAAUCUCUACAACACGAUCAACAGGCUGAAUCUACUCAACAUGAAAACCUGUUACUGGUUCAUCUGCCAACUACUCUUACCAUUUGUGCUUAAUAUUUGCUUAUCUUUCAUUUGAAAGGCAUUUUUAUCAACGAAUGAUAUAUAUGUAUAUAUAGCUAAUAAGUACACCAAUAUUGGGUGAUUUGAGAUUUCCAGAAAAUCAAGUGCAACUUGGAAUUUUUAAUGUAAUAAAUGGGUGAUAGCAACAUUCAAGGUUGGCAAAGGAAGUGUUGCCGAUAUCUUAAUCUCUAUUUUGUAUUGUGGCGUGGAAUUGCUUAA